Molecule: messenger RNA, 408 nt
Organism: Penicillium nucicola
Lineage: Eukaryota; Fungi; Ascomycota; Eurotiomycetes; Eurotiales; Aspergillaceae
Product: DASH complex subunit HSK3 family protein
Exons: 1
Coding region: 1-408 (135 amino acids)
Biological process (GO): attachment of spindle microtubules to kinetochore
Cellular component (GO): DASH complex
Source: RefSeq, a predicted model, not a curated record
AUGCCCAUUCCCCCAAUCCACCGUCGCCAAGACUCAACAACAACAACCUACAACCCCCGUCCCUCAAUGCCCCAAAACACAUUCAACCAAACCCAAACCUUUACCCAAACAACCAACACGCAACCCCAUAUCCCCUCCUCAACACCCUCAAUGUCCCAAGCCAAAACCCGCCAAUAUGCCCACCUACACGCCCAACUGGCUCAGCUAAACGCUAACCUGGCUGAUACGGAGAACCUGCUUCGGAUGACUGCCGUCCAGGCUGGUGAUAUGCGUUUCUUGGGUGGGUAUAUGGGUGCGUUGUUUAUGGGGUCUGCUAAGAUUCUCGGAGAGGAGGGGGUUCGUGCAAAUGCCGAUUUAGAUUCGAGGGAUGGAGCUGUCAAGAAGGAGGGGGGUGAGGAUGAGGAGUGA